This is a messenger RNA of Cimex lectularius (bed bug), 2639 nucleotides long. It is a transcript of the gene l(2)dtl, whose product is annotated as protein lethal(2)denticleless. The coding region runs from base 109 to 1803 and encodes 564 amino acids. Gene Ontology annotation, cellular component: nucleus. Lineage: Eukaryota; Metazoa; Arthropoda; Insecta; Hemiptera; Cimicidae. Gene Ontology annotation, molecular function: protein-macromolecule adaptor activity; protein binding. Gene Ontology annotation, biological process: mitotic G2 DNA damage checkpoint signaling; proteasome-mediated ubiquitin-dependent protein catabolic process. The transcript is spliced from 10 exons. The record is from RefSeq and is a predicted model, not a curated record.
UUUCUCCCCCAUGCCGUUGUUUUUAAAAAAAUAUUUUAAUUAUCCGCGUUGAGUUUUGAAUUUUAUUAAUAUUGGCUUUAAAAAAGAAAUUUCGAGUCAUCCGGCGCGAUGAACAUAAUAGAAAACAUCGAAAGGAUGAGAUUGGGAUUGAGUUAUUGCAAGAGGAUUGACCCAGUGUACCGUGACUUGAAAAACGUCCUUCCAGAUGUAUUUAAAAAUUUCAGCAUCGAGGUCCUCCCAGGGCGCGUACAUACGUCGUAUUGUCCAGUCUUUGCCACUAAAUUUUGCAACGUCCCUAUGUACAAACACAUGUUAGCUGCGGCAAAUGAGGAUGGAAAAGUGUCUGUGUGCGACACGUUAAAAGUCAAAGAACAGCCUGAGAUAACAACUGUUCAGGCGCAUAAUAACGCAAUUUUCGACUUGAACUGGGCGAAUUAUGAUCACAAGUUUGUGACGAGUUCAGGUGACCAUACGUGCAUUCUUUGGGACGUUGGCGAGGGCAGGGUCAAAAGUAUACACAGAUUCGUCUGCCAUGCACAGAGCGUAAAAGCUGUUAUCCCAAGGCCAGAAACAGACUAUAUGUAUGCUUCUGGUGGUAGGGACGGCACGAUUAAAUUUUGGGACGUCAGGUCAGGAAAGCAUGGAGAAUUCAAUAUAUCAGAGGAUCAUGUUUUGAACAAUCCCCAUGUAAAAAUAGGGAAUGAAUCUAAGAAAACAAAGAGGAAGGAAACUUCAGUAAAAGCCGAUGACUCAGGAAACCAGUUUUCUAUAACUGGAAUAGCAUUUCAGGACGAAAAUACGAUUUUCAGCUGCUCAUCCGGUGACGGAUUAAUUAAGGGAUGGGACAUGAGGCGACUUUAUACCAUAAGAUUACACAAACCGUUGCCCUUGGUCGAAUUGAAGUGCCCGCCAGAGCAAAAGUGGAAAGGGUUUUCCAGUCUGGCAGUAAGCCCGUGCAGAAUGAAGCUUUAUGCCAAUUGCGUAUCAAACUGUAUGUAUUGUUAUGAUAUCGCAUCAUAUAGGGAAGAACCAAUCAAACAAUUUGAAGGUCACACCGUUUCAAGUUAUUACAUCAGGAAUGCGGUCAGCCCAGAUGGUAGGUAUGUCGCAAGUGGUUCGACAAACGGCGUGGCAUACGUCUGGUCUGUCGACGUACCCGAAAUCCCUUUGGUCCUGCUCAAAGGGCACACUAGCGAAGUCACCUGCGUCGAUUGGUGCCAAUCAAGCGGUGUAAAGUUGGUGACAGCUUCUGACGAUUCGACGUAUAAAGUUUGGAGGCCUUGCACGAUCGAAAAACAGGAAUGCGAUAUUCUGCUAGGCGGUGAAGCAUACGAUGCAGAUUGUAUGUAUCCUAAUCUUUAUCAAAACAAGAAAAUUAGAGUAUCUUGCCAAAUAAAAGAUUGCAGUAGUUAUAAAGUAUUUCAGAGAAAAAGGAAAGCACCUUUUGGCUUAUAUAAAAAUAAUGACUUAUCUCCAGAAAAAUCCAACAAAAGACCUAGGUUACAAUUGACUCCUAUUAAAGAAAGCCCAACGCUGAAUUUGCCCGAUCUAGUCAAAGACGGAACAUCACCUCACGACCACCAUUGCAUGCGUACGCCUAAAAGCCAUAGCAAAGACUGGCUCACGAGGCAUAGAAAGAGCGCUUCGAAGGAAAAACAGAAAUCGGGCUUAAGGCGACGUUCCUCGCAGAAGGGGUCUCCUUCGGCUAAAGUCACCUUGCUCAAGUAUUUCAAAUUUGGCACUAUGAAUGUAAACGACCAGAAGCAGAUAAACGAAAGCUCAGAACGUGAAGAAAAAGAAUAGGCAAGUUAUAAAAAAGAAAAAAGAAACAUCCAAACUUGGAUCGUUUCUUGAUAUUUUAACCAAUUAGAAGAUAAAUUAUAAACGUGGACUAUUGGCUCCCAUGUGAGUUUUUUAAAAGUAUACAAUAAAUACGCAUAUAAUAAAAUUAUUAUAAAAUAACUUAUUUAAACAAAAGUGAAAAAAAAGUAAAUGUUCGUUGUAUAUAGUGGCACACCAAAAAUUAGUUAAAUUGAAGUCUCUAUUCUUCAAAUAUGUUUACAAUUUUUAUUCCAAUUAAAUAUAAUUUUUUUCUCACAUAUGUUAAAACUUUUCAGAUUAUUAAACAAGUGAGCAUUUUCUUAAAAAUUAAUAUAAAUUGAGGCUAUGGAUAUAAUUUUCAAGAUUUCUAACUACGACAUAAUUACACUAUUAAGUUCCAUAGUUCAAGGAGAAAUCUUAUUGUAAAAGUGUUAUUUAAGAAUUAAUAAAGUAUAAUUGGUGGUUUUUUCGGAAUGCAGUUGGGAUUUUUUUUCCCGAUCAAUACAUACACAUUAGAGAUUGUUUAUAAAAAUAUACAAGAGAUUUAAGAACUUAGUUCUUAUAACUGAUAGUUUUUACAGGUAGUUGACUUUAAAACACUGUGAAUACAGAUAAAUAUCAUGUACAUAACUUUUAUGGCCAUAGAAAUGAAAAUAAUGUUCAGGAUUUAAGAACAAGCACACGAACAAAACUGAUCCAUAAAUUUAUACACACAUAGCAAUUAUUUGAUACACAUUUUUACUAGCAUUGUUAUUUAUAAACUUCCAAAAAAAAAUGUAUAUUAUAUUAUUAUAUAAUAAAAUAGGAAAACCAUGAAC